This is a messenger RNA of Paramuricea clavata, 3045 nucleotides long. The record is from the annotation of a GenBank genome assembly. Lineage: Eukaryota; Metazoa; Cnidaria; Anthozoa; Malacalcyonacea; Plexauridae.
CUUUUUAUUAGUCUGGCCUUUUAUUACGUCAUAUCAAAGAUCACAAGUUGACAGUGUUGUGUAUGCAAGUAGUGGAGAACAUUCUGUACAGUGGGUCAGCGGAUACUGUAGUUCAGUCACACAACAUCAAUACUGGGGAGUUGGUGCGUUCCUACACUGGUCACACCAUGAGUGUCAGCGGUCUACAGGCGCUAGGGGGAGUAUUGAUCACAUCGUCUCUCGAUAGGAUCAUUCGAUGUUUUGAUAUCAAGGUACGAGUGUCGCUCUGGUAAAGCCGAGAGUUGAUGAGCGUUGGCAAGCGAGAGUUUGCGUAAGAGUUGACUGGAGGAUAUUAUUGGUCAAACAGUAAAAACUCCUCAACUGUCGUCAAAAUUUGAACCAAAUCAAAGUCGAUGAGAGCGCAUGAAGACUGGUUUAUAACUUUAUAAAAUUACUAUCAAAGUUUAUACUAAGUCAAUACAUUCCCUCAAAACAUUUCUUGCAAAUCCUUAAAAACUUAGAAUUUACCUAUGCAAAAUUAGGGGCUGAUUACAUGGACCGGGCCAGCCCGGUUAACCGGGCUGAAAAAUGUCACGAAAAUCUUCCUUGGGCCGCAAAAUGAGUUUUAAAUCGGGUUUAGGAUGAUUUUGCAUCUAUACUAAACCAAGUAUUUAUCGCAAAUUUAUUUUACGCGAGUUUUAAAACCACAGUAAGGUCCUAAACAAACGAGUCAGCCCGGUUAACCGGGCCAACUCGGCACCAUGUAAUCAGCACCUUACUGGGACGUGAAUAAACCACUUGUGCCACCAUAUUGAAAUGUUAUUCACGAUGGUAUUUUUAGACUGGUGACUUGCUACAGUUGUACGGUGGAAACACAGACAUGAUAUUUUCAUUAUCCGUCAUUGGAAACAUGGUAAGUUUUGGUUUGUAGAAAGGAUUCUAAACUGGAUUUUGUAGAUGGAAAUUCCGAGUGUGAAUUUUUAUAAAAAAAAUAUAAAACAUUUUCCGUGUUGAUAUACAGCUAUAUCAACACGAGUAGGAAUUGGGAAAACGAGAAAUUGUAUAGAAACACGACGUUUUCAUACAAUUUCCAGUUUUUCCAACUUCCACGAGUGUUGAUAUAACUAUAUAUCAAUACGGAAAAAAUGUUUUAUAUUUUUUUAUAAUACAUAGCAAUGUCAAAAGCCCGAAGGAUAAGAAAAAUUUCCGUGUUUACAAGCGGCGGAAAAUUUCCCGUGUUGACAUCGAGUUAUAUCAACACGGCUCUUAGCCAAUCAGCGUUCAGAAUUUACAAAUGUUAUAUUAUAUACAUUUAUAUUAGACCUUAUACCAGGAGCAGUUGCGAAUCAAAGGCCGUUGAGGCCGACUCAUGGAUGAGAUCAAAUGAAAGUGACAGUAGUUUGCAGUUGUUUUUUGCGAACGAGCACCCACACUCAAGUACCCACAAAGACUCACAGAUGUUGCUUCGCGAUAUCCGUGAGUCAAAAAUACAACUAUAAACCGUCUGGCAGGACUCUACAGUUGCUUUUUUCACAACUGUUCCAGUGUUCCUGGUUAGGUAUAAGAAAUGUAUAAAAAUUCCAUUCGAAAUUCCCAUCUACAAAAGCCUUCAACAAAUAGUUCUGUCGAGUGUAGAUGCCCAGAAUCCUGAUACGUUUUAGUUUACCAAAUAUGUAACUAUAAAUAUUUUGAAUGAAGACAGGACAUUAACAUAAAUCUCUACUUUAGAUCUACACUGGAUGCCGUGAUGGUCGCGUAUCGGGAAUCAAAUUAGAUCUACGAAAAUACCAUUGUUGUAAAGUAUGUUAAUCUUUUGCUCUUGGUAACCGAGGCAUACUUGAUCAAUAAAUUUGUUUUCUUAUUUUUGCAGUGGGGUGAUUGUUCUUUAAAGUUUGGUCUGUUGGACCAUUUAAUACAACACGUGCAAGGUAGUUGGUUAUUUCGUAGGUUUCGUUUUGUUUGUUUGGAUUUUUCACCAGCAAAUCAAAGCAGGAAAUAUUUCACCAUGGUUAGAAAUAUAUAUUUGAUCAUUUUUUUUCAGACCACAUCAAUCAAACUGUUGAUUUUAAAAGUUGUUUCUGGGAUGAAUGCGUUCAUAAAUUUCCGCGGGGAAAACAACUAGAUGUAAGUUUUUGAAAUUGCCAAUGAUUCAUUUAUCUUACUGAACGUUAUUGGAAAUUGGUGAAACUACUGAUGCUUUAAAACAGGAUAGUUAUACUGGAAAGCUCCAUCGGUUCCAAACUGUUCUCACUAGAGGAUACCAUGACUGGUCCAAUGUUACUACAAGAGGGAACCUAAAAACUUUAUACUGUAUAGCUCUAUACAAGCCCUAAACCGUUCUUCCUAGAGUCUAGUAUAGGAACACCUACAACGUGAAUAUUUUUCCAAAAAUGCAUUUUUUCUCGCAGGUUAUUCAAGCUGCAACAGAGCAUAUACUGAGUCAUGUUCCAAAUACGAAAGAGUGAAUUUCUACUCUCUUCAACGAAGGUAUCUAUACGUUGAGUGACAACCAUCUGUUGAGUGACACAGCAUAGGAGAAAUGCUUUAUUUAUUAAUAAGUUUUACAUUCUGUGUGUACAUAUUUAUAAAAUAUUUUACCUUAAUUCUAAUGUACAAAGUACCAGAUGUUGUGUGUUUAAUUUGUGUGUACCACAUCCUUGUUCAAAAGACUAGCGCGAAUAGUUUUUGCACAAGGAAGGAAGCCUUGUCACUGAUAAAUUAGUCUAGUAGUAAGGUAUAGACUAGAUGUGUCUGAACAAUCUUCCCCAGCCACUGAACGAGUUGUUUUAAAACGAUACACGAUGUAAUAAUACAUCAUGGCGAAGAGGCUCAGAAAAAUUGCCAGUUUUUUCGACAGAAUAUUACGAAACUAUAUACGCAAUGUUGAGGAUGAUACUCGACAUGACACCAAUAAGACAGGGAUAGCUCAAGUGACAACCCAUCUAAACAGUUUAUACGUCAAAUUAUGCUCACAACCCAGUUCUAAUUAUGUCCGCCACCGCCAGGCAUGCCUCCAGCUCCUUGGAAUUGUCUCAUCAUGCUUUGUAAACCCUGCAUACCACCUGG